This is a messenger RNA of Neurospora crassa OR74A, 498 nucleotides long. RefSeq lists its product as hypothetical. The record is from RefSeq and is a predicted model, not a curated record. Lineage: Eukaryota; Fungi; Ascomycota; Sordariomycetes; Sordariales; Sordariaceae. The transcript is spliced from 2 exons. The coding region runs from base 1 to 498 and encodes 165 amino acids.
AUGUGCCAAACUGGAAGCUUUAGAGGUCCUGCUACGACUACUACCACAAGCCGCACUGACGAGCAGCUGGGGCAACUGCGAGCAGGUUUCCGACCGGCAGACUUACCUAGAGCCCGGCGAUCCGUCGAGCGUAACCUCAAGCCAUACCUGGCGACCGAUGGAAAAGGCAGGAGGAGCCGGGGCCCCUUCGCAUGUCGGGCGGUAGGCAGCGGACAUGCAUGGCGUGAUGGUGUCUCCGAGAGUCGAUUCAUGAACGGGGAAGAACUCCUGGCCCUGAAGAGCUUCGCGAAGGAACCCAAUGUCGCGCAGAGGAAGAGGGGCAAGCGGGCGCCGAGGCACGACACCACAGGAGAGCACUUUCCUGAUGGCGCCCCGUGUGGCAGUCUUGCACUGGCAAAACAUGAAAUCGGGAAGUCACAGCCACACAAGGCCGCUUUUUUUUUUCAUCGAAGAUUGUCAGAGGCGGCACGAUGGUGGCAGACCGGAACGAACACCUGA